GUUAUAGUAUCUCCAUCACAUGGCCUGUCGGAAAAGCUGGAGGGCGAUGUAUCAUGCAGGGCGCAGCCUGCACACGAUAGCGCUGCGUCGUCCGCAGCACCUCUGCGACACCGAGCCUCAAACCAUGGCGCAAGUGCGCGACAAGACGAAGUCUCUGCUGGACUACGAAGGGAUUAUCGGGACGCCGGGUCCCCGUCUCGACCGCUCGCAGCUGGCUUCCUACCUGGCGCAGUCCACAGAGCUGCCUGCGCGCCGCCUGUUCGACAGCUACGACGAGGCCAUCAUUCCGUUGAGACGCGACUUGGAGGUGCGCGAGCAGUAUCAUAACGGCUUCCAGCGCGUCCGCUUCGGACUCCUUCUCGAGGACCUGGACAACUUUGCUGUGUGGCUGGCCUACAAGCACACCCUCCUCCCGCGGAACCCUGACCCUUCCAAGUCUCCGUUCGGCAUCGUCACCGGGAUGGUGGACCGCAUCGAUAUUGAGAACCGGCAGCUGCCGCUGGACCAGGACAUGCGCUUGCGGGGCCUGAUCUCCUACGUCGGCCAGUCCUCCGCCGAGGCGCUCGUCUUCAUGGAGCAGAAAAAGAGCGAUGGACCCGGAUGGGACAACAUUCUGGAGGCGCGUUUCGUCCUCGUCGCGCGCGAUCCCGUGCACUCCAGAAAAGCCAUCCUCAAUCCGCUGCAGCCCGACGGCGACGAGGAGCAGGCUUUGUACGAUGACGCUCAUGCCAGCUACACGGCUCGCAAGCAGUGGGCGGAAGACUCGCUGUUCAAACUGCCGCCCAACCAGGAGGAAAGCCGCAUCAUUCACGACCAGUUCCUGCAGACCGUCGAUCCCCGGGAGUCGGUGUUCACGGUGCGCGUCAAGCCGGCCAAUACGGUGUGGAUGGAGGAGGCGGUGCUGAAGAACGUCCACAUCUGCCAUCCGCAGAACCGCAACGUCCACGGCAAGAUCUUCGGCGGCUUCCUCAUGCGCAACGCUUUCGAGCUGGCCUGGUCCAACGCCUGGCUUUACGGCGGAUCGCGGCCGAACGUGCUAAGCGUGGACGACAUCAGGUUUAAGCGGCCGGUGGAGAUCGGCUCGCUGCUUAUGAUGUCGGCGUGGUUAGUGUUCACGGAGGGCGCGGACAUGCAGAUCCGCGUGCAUGCCGAGGUCAUCGAUCCGGCCACGCGCAAGAUCGAGACAACCGACAUCUUCCACUUCACGUUCCGCGCCUCCAGCGGCGGCCCCGUCCGCACCGUUCUCCCCAAGUCCUACGCCGAGGCCAUGCUGCAGUUGACCGGCCGGCGGCACUACGCCGCGUCUCGGCACCACCAGCGCUUACUGCAGGAGAAGGAGAAGACCGUGGUGCCGCACUAA
Messenger RNA from Paramacrobiotus metropolitanus, 1360 nucleotides. RefSeq names its product acyl-coenzyme A thioesterase 9, mitochondrial-like. Gene Ontology annotation, biological process: acyl-CoA metabolic process. Lineage: Eukaryota; Metazoa; Tardigrada; Eutardigrada; Parachela; Macrobiotidae. The coding region runs from base 20 to 1360 and encodes 446 amino acids. The transcript is spliced from 11 exons. Gene Ontology annotation, molecular function: fatty acyl-CoA hydrolase activity. The record is from RefSeq and is a predicted model, not a curated record. Gene Ontology annotation, cellular component: mitochondrion.